AUGCUUUUGAAAGAUAAAGAUUAUAUCGACAACGAGUAUUAUGCUCAUAAUCGACGAUUUUUUCGAGUCAUCGGCUUAUGGGAAUAUCAGACAUCGCUUAAGAAAUUGGUUUAUGUUUGUACCAUCAAUUUUAUGAUUGUUAUUGGAUUAUAUCAACAGAUUUAUACGCUCCUGACGUCUGAAAGAAAUUUAAAAUCGAUCGCCAAAUUAUUGGAAAUUACGUUGCCUACUUUAUGCUUCGGAUCUUGCUAUUAUAAUCUAUUGUCGAACGGUGCAAUCAUGAAAAAAAUUUUGUAUCAUAUCAAACAUGAUUGGGACGAGCUAGUGAAUAAACCUGAAUUAAUUAUAUUGAAAAAAUAUGCUUAUGUAAGCAGAUUGUACACAGUUACAAUCGCAGUAUGUUUUUAUCUGUAUAUCGCAUUUUUGGUGUUUCCAUCAUUGUUAAGUAACUUUCGUUAUAUCUUUGGUGCAAUAAGGGAAACCGAAUUAGUUUUACCAAUUACCUUUAACGUGAAAAAUCAAAUGCGUUAUUAUUUGGAACUUUCACUGCAAUGCAUAAAUAUAAGCGUAUUAUGCACUGUAGGAGUAGCUAACUAUUCAAUGUUUAUAGCAGUUAUACAGCAUGCUUGUGCACUGUUCAAUAUUAUAAUAUUUGUCAAUUUAAUUAAAGCGUUUUAUGAAACGAGUCACUUGUUCGAAGUUUUCUUGGCUAUGGUUUUUAUCAUGAUAGAUUAUUUUUACGUACUAUGUUUCGAUCUAACUAACACCGAAAAAUUAACAAACAUUUGUUACGUCAUUGCAUCUCUAUUUAUGAUAUACGCUUAUUUUCAUUUUGGACAAAAAUUAAUAGACAAUAACGUCAACGUAUCACAAACAUUGUAA
Molecule: messenger RNA, 882 nt
Organism: Vespula pensylvanica (western yellowjacket)
Lineage: Eukaryota; Metazoa; Arthropoda; Insecta; Hymenoptera; Vespidae
Exons: 6
Coding region: 1-882 (293 amino acids)
Biological process (GO): detection of chemical stimulus involved in sensory perception of smell; sensory perception of smell
Cellular component (GO): plasma membrane
Molecular function (GO): odorant binding; olfactory receptor activity
Source: RefSeq, a predicted model, not a curated record